AUGCUUCCCGCAGGCUGGUGCUCGUGGCUGGCAGGACCCGCCUUCGUCGACUCCCCAGCCAACGUGACGGUCAGCGAAGGAUCACACGCCUUCCUCCCUUGUCGAGUGGCCAACCUAGGCGACAGAUCUGUCACUUGGAUGAGACGCCGUAACCUGCACAUCAUUACUGCCGGUCUGCUGACCUACUCUCCAGAUGAUCGCUACAGAGUGCUUCACCCAGUCAACACGGACGAGUGGACACUGCACAUCAAGUUUGCUGAGCCAGGGGACGGAGGGUGGUACGAGUGUCAGGUUAACUCCGACCCUAAAAUCACCCGACCCGUUCUGCUAAUUGUCAAAGACAAAAAUAUGGAUGAUCCAUUUUACAAACAUGAGUUGGACACCACAGACAACAGUACGCAGGUGCAUAUUGAAGGUCCUCCCGAGCGCUAUAUCCAGCAGGGCAGUGUAUUGGCUGUAAUGUGCACUAUAGUUCAUUCUGUAAACAAGGGGCCUCAACACGUUGUGUGGUAUCAAGGAGCCUCCAGACUUGAUUACGAUGCUCCCAGGGGAGGCAUCGCUCUUCAGACUGAGAAAACCUCAAGCAGGACAGUGAGCAGAUUAAUGUUAUCAGCGGUGACUUCUCAGGACUCAGGGAGGUACAGCUGCCGACCAGACACCGGGGGAUUUGCCUCAGUCUCAGUACACGUCCAGUCCGGUCAGCAUCAAGCCGCCGUGCAGCAGAGUGGCUUCAACGCCUCCAUCAACGCGACUUACUCUAUACAAUAUGUCUUCCUAUUCUGCGCCCUCAGUCACUUGGUCAUCACAUCCCACUUUCGAUGACUGACAACAAAUAUUCAAUCUUAUUAGAUUCUAAAGUGAUAUCCAUUGUUAAGAUAGACGAAAUUGUCUAAAAAAUGUAUAUACUAUUUUUGUAAAUAUCUUUAAAAAGAUGGGUGAAACAAAAUUAUUUCUACGGCUUCAUGCACUAAUGUUUCUUAAUUCAAGCUUCAAUAAGGAGUGUUUCCAUGUGACUUCACCAGCGACCACAUAUGUUUAUUUUCAUUAUACUGCUGAAGUAAAAGUAAACUAUGUAUUAU
Molecule: messenger RNA, 1079 nt
Organism: Homarus americanus (American lobster)
Lineage: Eukaryota; Metazoa; Arthropoda; Malacostraca; Decapoda; Nephropidae
Product: zwei Ig domain protein zig-8-like
Exons: 7
Coding region: 1-822 (273 amino acids)
Biological process (GO): synapse organization
Cellular component (GO): neuron projection membrane
Source: RefSeq, a predicted model, not a curated record